CAACGAUGGCGCAAGUAACGGCUAUUAUCCAGGAAGCCUUUGGCACCUUCGACAAGGACCUCGCUUCCAACUUGACGACGAAGCAAGAGAAAUUUGAUCAUUGGCACGCGAAGAUUCGAGAGUCGGCAAAAGCUCGUCAAAUCGAACAGAAACAACUAGAUGAGCUGAAGCGCAGAUCUAUUGAACGGACGGAAACUGGUCGACGGUUGAAGAAUCUGGAGAAGUCCUCGGCUGACCUGCUUGCGACCCUGAAAGACACACGAGAGGACGGCGCUGCGUCUCAAACGGCCUCAGUUGGUGAUGCUGAUAAGGAUUCAGGAGUUGAAGUCGCUGAGUUCGAGGCGCUCUUUCCAGAGAACUUCGAUCCGGUAUCUGGUUUCUCUCAAGCACAAGCUGCGUACCUCCGCAGUUUGCCAUCUCCAGAGAUUUUGCAACAACGGAUUGAUUGCUAUCGAGCAUUCAAUAGAGAGAUUCUAGACGAAGUUGAGUCUCUCAAAUCUAAGAACGUAGUUCUCGGCCAGAACUACCGACGCAUGGUUAUGGCUUGUACAGGAUGGUCGGCUGAGCAGGUCGAUGAAGCCGCAGAAGGGUUAACUCAGUGUGUCAAGGAGCUGAAUGACAACCCAGUUCCGGAGGAUGAAGCCAUUGAAAUUCUCAUGCGAGACCGCGGUCAGGACUGGUGAGACCGGGCAUGAAGGUUAAAACAUACAAGAAUACAUAUGCAGGUACAUGCGACCCGAGCAACCUCUACCGUCAGCCUUCUUAGGCAUUGGUGGACGCUAUGUUUUUGUUACAUCUCCAUCUACGAUGUCUUAUAUUCUGCGAUGAAGCGUUUUCAUGGGCAUACGGCGUUUCUGGGGUUUUUUCUUCUUCCAUUCAUGUUGAUUCUUAUGUCGGUAUUUACAAGAUACCCUGACGGCACUUAAUGAAUUCUAAUUCCAGACACAUCCUGUCGCCCUGGAUAGCUUACCUCGCUGGACCUAGUUGGAGGUUCCAACAUCUUGCCUCCGGUACGUACUGUGUACUCCGGCUGAGCGCAAGCGGGGAAGAACCCCGAGCUGCUGGAUUCAGGCUAAAGGCGCACUUUAUCCGUCUUGUGCUCCCAAUGUUGGAGAACAUCGUCAGCAGAAAAAGAAAGUAUCUCCGCAAAGAAUAUCCUGACACGACUCAUUACCCCGCCUUGUUUUAGCCAUGCUGGUUAAGACCGCAGUUGCCAAGGACCUCGCGCGGAGUCCCUUAACCCAUUUGCCGACGUGUCGCGGCUUUUGGUAUUCAUAAAUAAACGGAGUUACCCCAAGCUCUGGUCCUGCGAGACCAGUUGAAUUUACGGAGCUUUGACGCAUCGCCUAUUCCUCCUUGACGACAGGUUAUACAAUCAAACCCAAGAUGGCUACCGGGAUUCUCAAAGUCAGCGGCAACAAAGUCGUAGACCAAAAUGGCGACGAAGUGAUCCUCCGCGGCGCAGCCAUUGGCGGAUGGAUGAACAUGGAAAACUUCAUCACCGGCUAUCCAGCCCACGAAUCCCAGCACCGCGCCUCCAUGCUCAAAGUCCUCGGCCGCGAAAAGUACGAAUUCUUCUUCGACAAGUGGCUGGAAUACUUUUUCACCGAAGCCGACGCCAAGUUCUUUGCCGGGCUUGGACUCAACUGUAUCCGGAUUCCCUUCAACUUCAGGCAUUUUGAAGAUGACAUGAAUCCGCGCGUGCUGAAAAAGGAGGGCUUCAAGCAUUUGGAUCGGGUUGUUGAGCUGUGUGCACAGCAAAACAUCUACACAAUCCUUGACAUGCACACCACACCAGGCGGCCAGAAUCCCGACUGGCACUCAGAUAAUCGGACAAACUACGCUGCGUUUUGGGAUUACAAGGAUCAUCAGGACCGGACUGUGUGGCUGUGGGAGCAGAUUGCUUCGCGGUAUAAGAGCAAUCCAUGGGUUGCCGGGUACAACCCUCUGAACGAGCCGUGCGAUCCUGAGCACGUCAGACUUCCAGCUUUCUAUGACCGUGUUGAGAAGGCGAUCAGAACAGUUGAUCCUGACCAUAUCCUCUGGCUGGAUGGGAAUACGUUUGCGAUGGAGUGGAAGGGGUUCGAUAAGGUUCUUCCGAACUGCGUUUAUGCUAUGCAUGACUAUGCGUCCAUGGGUUUCCCCACAGGCCCACGCUACAAGGGCACGCCCGAGCAAAAAGAAUACCUCGAACGGCAAUACCUCCGCAAAGCUGCGUUUAUGAAUGAAAACGGCACCGCGAUCUGGAAUGGUGAAUUCGGCCCCGUCUACGCAAACCCCACCACCACCGCCGACGCCCAGACCAUUAACCAAGAGCGCUACAACCUCCUCGGCGAGCAGCUGUGCAUAUACGACAAGUACAAGAUCCACUGGUCCAUCUGGCUGUACAAGGAUGUCGGAUUGCAAGGCAUGAUCCACACGAGUCCCCAGAGCCCCUGGAACAAAACCAUUGCUCCCUUCCUCGAGAAGAAGAAAGCACUCAUGCUGGAUGCUUGGGGCAGAGAUCCGUCGGAGGAGGCAGAGGCAGCCUUCAAGCCGCUUGUUGAGUGGAUUGACCGGGUCAGUCCCGCGGCGAAGGAUACGUAUCCGACGUCGUGGAACACGGAGCGGCAUUUGCUUAGGACAGUUUAUCAGACGUUCUUGGCGGCUUCGUUUUCAGAUGAAUUUGCGGAGCUGUUUAGGGGGUUGGAUGAAGCGCAGCUGGAGGCACUGGCGCGCAGUUUUCACUUUGAGCAGUGCGUUCAGCGCGAAGGGCUUAAUGAGAUUUUGCGUGAACAUGCUCGCGUAACUCAAGGCUAGUCUUUUGUAUGAUUGAUCAAACCUGUCUUGGGGGAAUAUGGGCCAUACUGAAUUUGCAAGAUAUUGCUCACUUCAGAUGUGACGAUGCCUCUUAUAUUGGGACCAUCGAAUUUCUACUUGAAGACUCCGUAGUGGCCUGGCUAUGUGGACAGCUCAAAGUUGUCAAGAUUGUUUUAAGACAUUAGGGUUUGUAACAGACAAUAGAACCUUCCCAGUUGUUUGUGCCUUUGAUGCGCAUGGAACAUGGUGGUAUAGUAUCUUCACAGAACAGGCAAAGUUAAUUAAAUCCUUCUUUGAGAAUACUUUAAUCAAAUUAUUUGCAUAAUGAAUGACCUACAAAAG
Molecule: messenger RNA, 3141 nt
Organism: Aspergillus calidoustus
Lineage: Eukaryota; Fungi; Ascomycota; Eurotiomycetes; Eurotiales; Aspergillaceae
Source: the annotation of a GenBank genome assembly